This is a messenger RNA of Medicago truncatula (barrel medic), 2633 nucleotides long. RefSeq lists its product as uncharacterized. The transcript is spliced from 4 exons. NCBI's taxonomy places the organism in Eukaryota, Viridiplantae, Streptophyta, Magnoliopsida, Fabales, Fabaceae. The record is from RefSeq and is a predicted model, not a curated record. The coding region runs from base 254 to 2182 and encodes 642 amino acids.
ACAUCAUCACAAAAUUCAACUGUCCUUUAAUUCCUUACAUCAAAUAAUAAGACCGUUUUAUUAUGCUUCAAGGAUCCGCUUUUCUCGCUUCUUCACUCACUCCUUAUCAUCAUUUAUAUAUCAACAAUCUUUUUCAUAUUUUCCUCUCAAUCAAAUACAUGUCAUUUUCAUUCUGAUUUUCCCACUUUAACAACCUUUUUCAAUAUCACUUUUCUUGUUUUCAAACUUCUUCAUAUUCACUAGUUUACCAAUUAUGGGCAAGGAUUGGUAUUGGACUGGAAGAAGAAGAUCCUCCAAGAAAACAGAAGCUGCUGAAACAGAUAUCCCUUCUGGUUGCAUGUGUGCUGUUUUUCAAGCCUUUGAUUUUCAUCCCUUUCAACUUCCCAUUAACCAACAACAAUCCUCUUUCAACUCUUCUUCUCCCAUACACUCUCUCCCCAAAGGAGCUGAAGCACCUAGGAAUAGCUUGGAAUGUGAAGAUGGUACAUUCUCAUCCAUCUCAAAACAAGAUAGUUUCAAAAUCCCAAAGAACAUAAGAAUCAAAACUAAAGGAGGAAGUUUCAGUGAUCUUUCCAAUGAUCUUUGCUCUCCAGGGACAAAGACACCAACUUUGGUUGCAAGAUUAAUGGGUCUUGAUCUUCUUCCUGAUGCAAACUCCCCUUCUUCCUCAUCUUCUUCAUCUUUCUCCACUCCAAAAAGACAAAGCCAUUACCAAAAUAGACCAAAGCAAGACAUCAAAAUAAUGAAACACAGACACAGCACAGAUAGUGUCAUCAAAACUCCAACAUUGUCCUCAGAAAGAACAUCAUAUGUUGAGCAUAGACUAUCACUCCAAAUCAACAAAGAGAACAUGAAUCUUGGUGAAGAUUUGGAAACUCCUAGGUCUUCAUUUUCAAAAAGGAAAUUUUUUGAUGAGAAUAAUUGCAGAAGUCCAAGUCAUUAUGCAAGGCAAAUUGUUAAACAGGUUAAAGAGAGUAUGAGUAGAAAAGUUGGUAUGGACAUCACCAACACAGUGAAAAACAGAGAACAAGAAAAAGUGAAAGAAGAUUUUGUUGCUCAAAUCAAAUUCAAGAAAGCUCUUAAACCAUUAGAUGAAUCAAAUCAAGGAAAAGUACCCUCAACAAACACAUCUCAUUCCCCAAGACUCAGCAGAUUCAAUGAUAACAACCAUAAACAUUCACCAACAACUACUCCAAGAGACCAAAAUACACAUCAAGUACUAAAACAAUCAUCACCACCACCUGCAGUCAACAUUGAAGCACAAGUUUCAAGAGUUUCAACAAAGCCACAAACACAAGCAAUGUCAGAGAAGGAGGACAAAAAAUCUUUCCCAAAAUGCAAGAAAACAGCACAUGGGAAUUUGAGUCCACGGAUAAACAGAAACAAGCCUCCUCAGAAAUCAUCAUCAAUCAGAAACAAGCAAGAAGAAUCAUUCAUAACCACUAGAGCUAGUGAUAUCAAAACCAAUAGCAAGAGAACUCAUCCAAUUUCUAACAACAAUGUCCCAAAUCUUCUCCAUCUCAAAACACACCUUUCUCUUCCAGCUCAAAAACAGGUCAAUGAUGAUGUCCAAGAAGCAAAAAACAUGUCACAGUUAUUUAGUACUUCGUGCCACAAGUACACACUCGCCACCCGAGGAACCACCAACGAUGAAUCAAAAUCCAACGGUUCCUCCGCCGCUGGAGCUGAGAAUGAAGGAUCAGAAUAUCAAUACAUAACAACCAUUCUAAGCCGUUCUGGAAUACACAGAGCAACAGUAACUAACCUUCAAGAUUUUCAAUGGUUCUCUUCAACACAUCCAUUAGACCCAUCAAUUUUUCACCGUCUUGAGCUAUACCCAACAGCUAAAGAUAGCAACUUUACGCAGAAAAAUGAACUGGGUCCACGUUGUAACCGUAGAUUACUAUUUGAUUUAGUCGAUGAAGUGUUGUCGGAAAUUCUGAUUAGGCCAAAGUGUUAUCAUGGGUUGUUGUUGGAUACAGUGUGGAAAAGAGUUGGAAGUUUCCCACGUGCGAAAUGUGAGGUUUUAGAAGACAUUGAUGGGUUAAUAGAGAUGAAGGAGGUGAUGGAUAAGGUUAAGGAAGAAGAAGAAGAAGGUGAAAAGUUGGUGGCAGAAAUUGAAGGGAAGGUGUUGGAUAUGUUGGUGAAUGAAACGUUAACAGUUAUGGUUGGCGGCACGUGAGUGAAAGGGGGGUGGGUCCGUACGUAAAGGACGUCGUCGUUUUGGUGAUGAUCGAUGAUGGUGAUAGUGGGAUUUCAACGGGGAGACAUGAAACAGAGGUUGUCACAUGGGGAUUUAGUUCACGUGAUGAGAUGCUACAUGUUCAUGUUCAUCGUGUGUGUGUGUGUAUGGAUCCAUCUUCCAUGGGAGGUUGUGUUUGGAUGGUGGGUCCCUCUCAGUUUUUACCAUGAAAGAUUACACGUGGUUUAUUUUAAUACUCAAGAUUUUGCAGCGGAAUCCAUGGCCAACAUAAUUACAAUGUCUUCUCAAGUUUUGGUUUGAAACAUCCAUGUAUUUUUAGGAUUUAAUUUGAGUGUCUUCUCAAGUAUAAUACUUUUUUUUUUUUUUUUCUUGUGUAUAGUAUUUGAUUUGUAAUUUGAGGUAAUUUAUCCAACUUGAUGAAUUUUCUUUC